Molecule: messenger RNA, 3798 nt
Organism: Trichoplax adhaerens
Lineage: Eukaryota; Metazoa; Placozoa; Uniplacotomia; Trichoplacea; Trichoplacidae
Exons: 23
Biological process (GO): transmembrane transport
Cellular component (GO): membrane
Molecular function (GO): ATP hydrolysis activity; ABC-type transporter activity; ATP binding
Source: RefSeq, a predicted model, not a curated record
UGGCUCAAUCCAUUAUUCAAGUUGGCUGCUAAAAGACGUCUUGAACAGAGCGAUUUAUUCGAUUUAUCAAGCGAGGAUAAAACACAAGCAUUAAUCGAUAGACUGGACAGCUCAUGGCAACAUGAACUAGAAAAGUGCCAAUCUACUAAAGGAAAUCCUAGUUUAUCCAUUACAUUGUUUCAUUGUUUUGGUCGGAAAUUUCUUCUCCUGGCUAUACCUUGUUCCCUUACUAUCUUUCAGCAAGCAUUGACUAUAGCUCAACCCUUAUUAAUCGGUGGUCUAGUGAAUUAUUUCACUUCUUCGGUAGCGAGAAUGCCUGAAUGGCAAGCUUACUUAUAUGCUGCUGGCCUGUCAUGUAGUGCGUUUUUGAUAACCAUGACAGAACAAUCUUACUACUUUGGGGCAUUUCGCUACGGAAUGCAAGUUAGAGCAGCAUUGUCAGCUAUCAUUUAUAAUAAGGCAUUAAAAAUUAGUAAUAUUGCAUUAUCUCAAACAAGUACCGGGAAUAUCAUCAACUUAUUAGCCAAUGAUACUCAAAGAUUCAAUGAUUCGACAAUGUAUUUGCAUUUUAUAUGGGCAGCACCUUUACAAUUAAUAUGUCUAACAGCUAUUCUAUGGGUAUAUAUUGGACCUUCCUGUCUGGUUGGUUUAGGCGUAUUAGCGUUAAUGAUAGCAUCACAAGCAAUCUUUGCUAAGUUUUAUAUUAAGUUCAGGCAAAGAUAUUUGAAAUUAGCUGAUAGAAGAGUAAGGAUAAUGAAUGACAUAUUAUCCAAUAUCCGUGUUAUUAAAAUGUACGCAUGGGAAAAUAGUUUCUCCAAUUUAGUCAAUUCAACAAGGAUGCAAGAAGUGUCCAAGAUUCGACUGGCUUCGUACAUGCAAGCAAUCAAUUUAGGCAUUUUAUUGGUUUCAACUAGCGUUAUCGCUUUUGCAUCUUUAUUAACAUACGUUGAGCUAGGCAAUGCUUUAGAUCCUUCCACUGUAUUUACAGUAUUUUCAGUCUUAAAUGCGCUACAAAUUACAAUUAUGGAAGGUAUACCUGAAUCGAUACGUAGUUUUGCUGAUCUACGUUUAUCAUUGAAAAGAAUUGAGAAAUAUUUAUUAUUAGAUGAAGUAACCGUUGUCGAAAGUGAAAUUCCACGAUCUGAAUCAUUUUAUCGGUCGCCACCUUAUCGAAUUGAAGCAGAUAAUAUCUCAGCUUCAUGGAACACUUAUGAUGAAGUCCUUACCAAUGUAUCGUUUUCAGUUAAGCCUAAAGAACUUUGUGCUAUUGUUGGAUCAGUUGGUUGUGGUAAAAGUUCGCUAUUAAUGGCGAUUAUGAGAGAGCUGCAGAUUACUCGAGGCAGUUUAAACUGCAAUGGAAGUAUUGUUUAUUUGUCUCAACAGCCAUGGAUAUUUGCGGGUACCGUACGUGAAAACAUCUUGUUUGGUCGAGACUAUAAUCAGGAAAAAUAUGAUCAGGUCAUCGAAGUUUGCGCGUUAACUAAGGACUUACUAAGAUUAAGUGAUGGCGAUCUUACUUUCGUUGGCGAACGCGGAGUUCAUCUGAGUGGUGGUCAGCGGGCCAGGGUUAGCCUAGCAAGAGCUGUCUAUUCCGAAGCUGAUAUUUAUAUCUUUGAUGAUCCAUUAAGUGCAGUCGAUCCAUAUGUUGCAAAGCAUAUAUACGAAAAGUGUAUUCGCCGAUACUUAUACAAUCGAUGUCGUAUAUUAGUAACCCAUCAAGUUCAGCUAUUAAAUCGAGCUGAUAAAAUUAUUGUCAUCAGUAAUGGUACUAUUGCCGCCAUGGGUUCCUAUAAAUCUCUUCUGCAAAGUAGUCGCAAUUUUGUUGAGUUGUUACCUCCGUCGGAUGAAGAUAGUAAUAAUAAAUGUGCCGAAAGUGAUGGAUAUGACAGCAACAGCUAUCUUGGCGUUACAAAAAGUUAUUCUAGCUUGUCUAUUGCAUCAGCAAGUAUGAUUUUUAAUGCAGAUGUAAAGAUGGACCAAGAGGAAAGGCAGGAAGGAAGUGUCACUAUGAAGACCUAUAUACAGUAUUUUGUAUCUGGCUUAGGGGUUUUUGUAUUCAUUCUUUUUAUCCUCCUCUGUGUCAUAAGUCAAGCUACUGCUAUUUUUACGGAUUGGUGGCUAGCUAGAUGGUCUGAUAGCUUUUCUAAUGGCAGUUACAAUGAUUCUUACUUAUAUGGUAUUAGUAAAGACACAACAAUUAGUAUCUAUGGCGUCUUGGUUGUUGUUAGCACAUUACUAUCCAUAUCUAGAUCCGUUAUGAUUGCUGCAAUGGCUGUUAAUGCGUCAAAGAGUCUUCAUAAUCAAAUGUUUAGUUCUGUAAUAAAAACGCUGGUAUAUUUCUUCGAUACUAAUCCAUUAGGCAGAACUCUUAAUCGAUUUUCUAAAGAUCUUAGCUUGAUGGACGAUAAGAUUCCCUUCUCACUAUUGCAUCUAAUCCAGUCUGGGCUUUAUUGUGCUGGGGUAGUAAUUUUAAGUGCGGUAGUUAAUCCUUGGAUUCUUAUACCUGCUUUGUUAAUCCUGGUUCUAUUUAUAUUCGUGAGACGAUUUUAUUUACACAUGUCUCGUGAUAUUAAACGUAUCGAAGCAGUCAAUAAUAGUCCAAUUUAUUCACAUCUAUCAUCAACUCUAAACGGCCUUAUAACCGUGCGAGCUUAUAAUAAAGAAGAGGAUUUCAAGGAGACUUUCGUCAAAUAUCAAGAUGCACAUUCACAAGCUUGGAUUAUCUUUAUCGCCUCAUUACGAUGGAACGCAUUCCAUCUAGAUCUCUUGUGUGAUAUUUUUAUAACAUGCACCGCCUUUGCUGCGCUAUUAACUUCUAGAAAUGUCGAUCCAGGCGCAAUUGGUCUUUCCCUAAGUUAUUCUAUUCUACUGCUUGGAAAUUUUCAAUGGGCAGUUCGUCAAAGCGCUGAAUUAGAGAAUCAGAUGACAUCAGUAGAAAGAGUUAAAGAAUAUUCGCAAUUACCACCAGAAGCUCCAUUGCGAACACAUAACGAUCCGUCGCCGAAUGUCUGGCCCUCUAAAGGAGUGAUUCGUUUUCGGAAUUUACACUAUAGUCAUCAUGAAGAUUUACCGUUUGUGUUGAAGAGAAUCAACUGUAAGAUUUAUCCAAGUGAAAAGAUUGGGAUUGUUGGAAGGACUGGAGCUGGAAAAUCUUCAUUUAUGGCUUCACUAUUUCGGUUAGCAGAGCCGGAUGGAAAAAUUUUUAUCGAUGGUGUCGAUAUUUCAAAAUUAGGAUUACAUUCCUUGCGUUCACAAAUUUCUGUCAUCCCUCAGGAACCAGUCCUUUUUAUUGGAUCGAUUAGGCAAAACUUAGAUCCAUUUCAUGAACAUACUGAUAACGAGAUAUGGGAUGCUCUACAGGAGGUCCAUUUAAGUAGUUAUAUCACGGAAUUAUCUGAGCAGUUAGAUACCGAAGUCGCUGAAUCUGGUACUAACUUUAGCGUAGGUCAGAAACAACUUAUUUGCCUAGCUCGUGCCCUACUAAGAAGGAAUAAAAUCCUUAUAAUAGACGAAGCUACAGCCAAUGUUGAUUUUAAGACUGAUACUAUAAUCCAACAAUCUAUCCGUGAUAAAUUCCAGGAAUGUACCGUCUUAACGAUUGCUCAUCGACUUAAUACGAUUAUUGAUUCUGAUCGAGUCAUGGUCUUAAAUGAAGGACUUUUAGUCGAGAUGGACACUCCAUACAAUUUAUUACAAGAUGAGAAUAGCUUUUUCUAUCGUAUGGUAAGGAAUACUGGCCCAACUGAAUUUGGACGACUGCAUGAUAUGGCUCGAGAUGCCCUACUUACCAAAAGAAAU